Anthostomella pinea is the source of this 1029-nucleotide messenger RNA. The record is from the annotation of a GenBank genome assembly. NCBI's taxonomy places the organism in Eukaryota, Fungi, Ascomycota, Sordariomycetes, Xylariales, Xylariaceae.
AUGCAGCUGGAGCCUGACACCACAAGGCCUGUGCUGAAGAAAUCACGCGCAGGAUGUAAGGAGUGUCGCAGACGCAAAGUGAAAGCGUUCGAGUCCGACAUUUUGAUGAGUCCACUGCUGGCUUUGUCGGCCUUACACCUGCACGCGCACACACCUGACGACCACCUCUUGUCCCUGUCGCUCUCGAAAUAUGUCGAUCGGUCGCUGGUGAACCAGCGGACGUGGAUCGCCCAGUGCGGCGGCGGCGGGGCUCCGAGGCUCCCCAUGCAGUUAUUUCUUGCGGCUAUUAUGCUGAUAUACAUGAGUUGGCUACUAACCAACCGCUCCCAACCCGGGGAAGAAUACCGUGUUCCCAUGCAGGUGUUCCAAAUGGCUGAAGGAGCACGCAUUAUUUUUCAACGGAAGUCUGGUUACUUCCGGGAUCUUGGGUUCGACAGGUGGGACCUUCCUCCGCCAACCCAGGACCCGACUCCGCUCUCUCCAGAGUCCCUUCGGUGGCUAUGCGAGAUGGAAGACGACAUCCAGCAUCUCCUGGACGGGUUUUGCGUCGAAAGCCUACCCGACAAAGAACGCAGGGCAUACAUCCAAGCUGCUGAGUACCUGAGAUAUGUCUACAGAAACUCCUUCGGCGAUAUAGACCACACUCGAUCGCUGCUCAGCCCCAUCAUGGGGAGAAUGGGAAUCGACUUCCUCCAGCUCCUCGAGGCCUGCGAGCCGCCUGCGUUGGCCCUGUUUGCCCGGGCGUUUGUGCUGCUGGGUAGCCUGGAGGAGUCGUGGUGGUUGAAUGGCAAGGGUCCCUACGAGGUCGUCGGCCGUAAUAUCAAGGGGAUACUCGGGCUGAUGCCGGCCAAAGACCGCUGGAGCAUGGAUUUGCCUAUCAGAGCCAUUUCCGGGGUUGUGAAGUUGACGAGACCUGGUGAAGGACAGGUGUCACCAGGGGUGUAUUCACCACAGGCGCAGAUGCAGUCUUCUCGUACCCUCUCCUUGUCACCGGGUUCUAGUACUGAAGGAGGACAGGAAUGGGGUUGA